CGCGGCCCCAAUGGCCACGGCCCGGAAUUCACGGAUUUCGCCGCCCGCACCCCGUAUGUCCGGCGCACUGUCCGGCGCACAUAUACGGGCCUGAACUCCACGGCUUAUCACGGCCCGGGUUGUAUUCGCCCGUGGCUGUAUGCUCUAUACGCUGUUGAAUGAUUUGGAUAUUUCGCUGAAUCCAAGUGUGACUGUCGGAUUUGUCAGUCGGCGGAACACGGUGCAAUUCUCACUCGCUCAGAUUCUCUAGGUACUUGGCCGAAGUGCCUGACGUAUAUAAUUUGCGAUCGCCGCUGAUAUUAACAAUUCCUCAGACUCGUCGAAACAGGCAGCAACCCAACCAACCAUGGCGAGCGCUGUAGCAACCAACGUGACCUCAACCACGCACCGGACCUCGUACCCCGCCAUCGACGCAGCUCGCCCCGAGCUCAGCCAGGCUGGCAAAACUGUUCUCAUUACCGGCUCUACCGCUGGCAUUGGUCUAGCCAUCGCCAAGGGCUUCACCGCAGCCUCGGCCUCGACUGUCAUCAUCACCGGCCGGAACCAGGACAAACUCGACAAUGCGCGGGCCUUGCUCGAGGAACAGGCAGCCAAAGUAAACACAGGCACGCAGAUCGUCGCCGAGAAAGCCGAUAUGUCAAAUCCAGCAGUCAUCGAUGCCUUGUGGACCAGCCUUGCCGAGAAGGGCAUUGUGGUCGAUGUGCUAGUCACCAACAUUGCCAAGUUCGCUGUCGUCAAGCCGCUCCUCGAGCUCGGCACCGAGUACAUCUGGGACACGUUCGGGGUCAACGUCAGGAACUUGCUGCUGCUGACUGAGCGGUUCCACGGCCAGGCGAAUGCUGCGGACAGGCCCAAGGUCCUACUCAAUGUCUCGACAAGCAGCAUCCACAUCAGCAACAACGCCUACCAGCCCCUCGCUGCCGCCCGCCCAGAGUACGCGCUGACCAAGGGCACCGCCGUGCUGGCCCUGAAGUACAUCGCCCAGGACGUGGAGCCGGAGAAGCUGCAGAUCAUCAGCUUCAACCCCGGCAUGAUCUUCACCGAGCCGUGGCGCAAGGCGGGCGCCACUGAGGAUUUCCUGCCCUUUGACGACGCAUCGCUGCCGGGAAACUUUGCCGUGUGGGCGGCGUCCAGGGAGGCCCGCUUCCUCCACGGCCGCUAUGUGUGGGCGUCUUGGGACGUGGACGAGCUCGCCCAGGGCGAGCUGAAGAAGCGUCUUGACUCGGACGUCGACUUUCUCAGGGUUUCGGUUGGCGGAAUAAGAGGAAGCAACCUUGCUUGAGUAAGUAGGCAGGUUGAGAUGAGGUGUGGGGCAGUUGGAGGAUGGUAGAGGGUCAGAGAUCACAAGUGAAAUGGAGGUUCCCCCCCUGCUAUUCUUGCGCUCCGAAUAAGCAACGAGACUUGUUCAUGCACGCCCAUGCGUGGGUAUCACACUGCGGUAUGCUAUGCUGCUGCACGUGUUAUAUACAAGCCAUCGGCACAUUGCUACUCGUAUGCUACUUUAAGACAAGGCAGCUAAGCUACACGAGUUUACGGAAUGCCGAGACCAAUAACUAUAGCCUCAGUCUCUGUCGCUGUCGUCGUCGCUCUCCUGCUGGCGAAUUUCCAC
Lasiosphaeria miniovina is the source of this 1609-nucleotide messenger RNA. RefSeq lists its product as uncharacterized. The record is from RefSeq and is a predicted model, not a curated record. The coding region runs from base 347 to 1282 and encodes 311 amino acids. The transcript is spliced from 4 exons. NCBI's taxonomy places the organism in Eukaryota, Fungi, Ascomycota, Sordariomycetes, Sordariales, Lasiosphaeriaceae. Gene Ontology annotation, molecular function: oxidoreductase activity. Gene Ontology annotation, cellular component: cytosol.